UAUAUACAUACACACACACACAAUAAUGACUUCCCAAUAUUAGUUCGUGAGAGUGCAAGAGUGAAUAGCAGAAGUUUCUCUCUUUCUUUCCAAUCUCGUUCUAACCAAACACUUCCCUCUAGCAAGCAUUCCACCCAGUGAUCAAAGAGGAGAGAGAUAACUCAAAGUAGAGUAAGAUGCUGAGUGUGUCCACUCCGACUCAGAUGCCCCCCAGCGGAGAGGACAUUUCUGGUUCUGACAGGGGGUCAGAGGUCAGUGUUCCAACUCCAGCCACAGAGACAGACCGCUUCGGCUUCAUCCUGGUGAAUGGAUCCACUGCCGGGAGUGAAGGCCCUGCUCCUGAGCUCGUUAGACAGAGAGAGACUAAGUGGAUCAACAUCAUCAGCCAAUGGGAUCGUGUCUUACUAAAGAAGUCCAGCAAGGUCAAAGAGCAGUGUCAGAAAGGCAUCCCAGCAUCCCUCAGGGCUAAAUGUUGGCCACUGCUGUGUGGCGCCACAGACAGAAUGCACCGCAACAAGGACCUCUACCAGACUCUGGACUCCAGGCCUGCCCUACAGAGCUGUGUGGACGUUAUCGAGAGAGACUUAGACCGCCAGUUCCCCUUCCAUGAGAUGUUCCUCUCCAGAGAUGGCCAUGGGCAGCGUGGUCUGUUCCGCGUGCUGAAGGCCUUUACUCAGCUGAAGCCUGACGAGGGAUACUGUCAGGCCCAGGGACCUGUAGCAGCUGUACUGCUGAUGAACAUGCCUACUGAGGAGGCAUUCUGGUGCCUGGUACAGAUUAGUGAACAGUACCUCCCUGACUACUACAGCCCCCUUCUGGAGGGGGUUCUCUUUGAUGCGGCCAUGCUGACCUGGGUGCUGAAGAAGACAUGUCCCGCAACCCACAAGCAUCUGCAGAGACACGGCGUGGAGCCUCUGAUGUUCGCCACCGAUUGGCUGAUGUGCCUGUUCACACGCCACCUGCCAUUCAACACCCUCCUCCGAGUCUGGGACCUGUUCUUCUGCUACGGAGUGCGUGUGUUGUUCCAGGUGGCGGUUGUGUUGGUGCGCAGGGCUCUGGGUCGGGUGGAGCAGAGGGAGGAGUGUGAGGGCCAGAUGGAGACUCUGGAGAGGCUGAGGGGUGUGAGGGAGCAGGUGCAGCAGGAGGACGAUACCUUCAUCGGAGAGGUGUGUUCUGUCCCUCUUUCGGGUAAGGAUCUGGAGAGGCAGACGGAGAAAGAGCUGGAGAAGUGGAGGAAGGAGCGGCCUGCCUCCACUUUUGAUCCCCGGGGUCGUUGCCACGGAUAUCGGAUGGCGUGGGCGAGGGCCCGAGAGAGGGAGGAGGAGAGGAACAGGAAGGAGAGGGCGAAAGGAAACCUGUCCAUCCCACCGAUUCGCUCGCCCUCCCUCCUCUCUCUGUCUCCCUCGCUCCUCCGCAAGAGGUGGAAGAGAGGGAGCAAAACAGACACAGGGGAGUGGGAGGGGGGAGGCAGAGAGGUGAGGAAGGUUUCAGAAGAGGCGUGGGAGGAGAGAAGCGAGGGAGGGGAUCUGAGGAGAGGAAGUGAGAAGGAUGGUCCAGUGAGGGCUCAGGGUGUUCCACCUCCUGCUACAGAGGACAGGGAACCAGUGGAACUGAGAGAACCGUUAGAACACAAAGAACCAUCAGAACAGGACAGAACCCAAAAGACCCAGAUGACCCCAGAUUCAGCCGGAGUAGCGUCCCAGCAGCGUGAGCUCACCUCUGACCCUCGCGUCACCUCACAGGGCCAGGAGGAGGAGCAGGGUGGUUUCAGCGAGACACAGGCCUCUGAGCAGCACAGCGACAGCCAGUCACAGGAAACUAACCACAGUAAAGGCUCCAUGGAAACACAGGAAGUACUGAGCAAACAGUCAACAGAGAGUGCACGUGUCGUCACAGAGCACAUAGUGACAGAGACAAAGGGUGAGGCAGAGGAACGCAAGGAGACAGAGACACAUGCAGAAGCCAAGACAGAGGAGGAAACAGUGACAGAGAUCCAGAUUCACACAGAAGCCAAGACAGAGGAGGAAGCAGUGACCGAGAUCCAGAUUCACACAGAAGCCAAGACAGAGGAGGAAGCAGUGACCGAGAUCCAGAUUCACACAGAAGCCAAGACAGAGGAGGAAGCAGUGACCGAGAUCCAGAUUCACACAGAAGCCAAGACAGAGGAGGAAAUGGAGGCCGAGGUACAGAAAGGACAACGCACAGAUAAAAGUGUAGGAACAGAGACAGAUAUGGGGUCAAAAACAGAGACUCAAACAUAUGUUAAUGCAGACACUGAGACAGACACUGAGGCCGACACGCAACAAGAGGCAGAUACAAACUUAGAGGCAGAAAUAGACAUUGGGUCACUGAGAGAGAGAGACAAAGAGACGAACACAGAGACUGAUACCAACAAGGAGAUAGAGGCACGUACAGAGACACAGUCACACAAAGGGGCAGCAAUGGAGACACACACGGACAAAAAAUCUGAGGCAGAGAGACAAACAGAGGUAGAAACUGAGGUAGAGGCACAUACAGAAACAGAGACACAGGGAGAAAAUGAGUCAGCGAUGCACAUAGAGGCAGACAUAAGAGUAGAGGCAGACUUGGGCUGUCCAUCACUGAUGGAGGCUGAUACACACAUAGAGACAGAGAAAGAGUCAGAGAUAGAGGUAGGGACAGAGACGCGCACAGAGGAAACUACUGACACAGGGACAGAGGAAAUUACUGACACAGGGAUAGAUGAAACCACUGACACAGGGAUAGAGAAAGCCACUGACACAGGUACAGAGGAAGCCACUGACACAGGGACAGAGGAAACCACUGACACAGGUACAGAGGAAACCACUGACACAGGGAUAGAGAAAGCCACUGACACAGGUACAGAGGAAACCACUGACACAGGUACAGAGGAAGCCACUGACACAGGGACAGAGGAAACCACUGACACAGGGAUAGAGAAAGCCACUGACACAGGUACAGAGGAAGCCACUGACACAGGGACAGAGGAAACCACUGACACAGGGACAGAGGAAGCCACUGACACAGGGACAGAGGAAACCACUGACACAGGGAUAGAGGAAACCACUGACACAGGGAUAGAGGAAACCACUGACACAGGGAUAGAGGAAGCCACUGACACAGGGAUAGAGGAAGCAACUGACACAGGGACAGAGGAAACCACUGACACAGGGAUAGAGGAAACUACUGACACAGGGACCGAGGAAACUACUGACACAGGGACAGAGGAAAUCACUGACACAGGGAUAGAGGAAACCACUGACACAGGAACAGAGGAAACCACUGACACAGGGACAGAGGAAACCACUGACACAGGGAUAGAGGAAACCACUGACACAAACACAGGGACAGAGGAAGCCACUGACACAAACACAGGGAUAGAGGAUAUCACUGACACAAGCACAGGGAUAGAGGCGGUCAUAGCGUCCCCAAAUGAAAUUUGGACACACACAGAGACAGCAUCAAAGAUAGAGGUACAAUACACAGAGCCCUCUAGGAUAACACCAGCCAAUCAGAGCCAGGUUUCUCCAGAGUUGACCUCAGGCCAAGACCAAACAGGCCAAGACCAGAAGAUUCCUGAAGAACCCCAGGGUCCAGUCACCAUCCAUCCAGAGGAGAAUCAGGAGACCCAGAACGUCAGAGAGAGUGAAGGAAAGAAAGAAGAGGAAGCAUUAACAUUUCCCUCUCAGGAAGCCUCAACUGACAUCCUUCCACCAUCACAUCAGGGGGAAUCACUGAAAGCUGACCUCCCUCUCAUACCUGGCAACCCAAAGUCCCAAAGUAAGAGUGAAAAGAGCGAGUCUCCACCUCCUGCAGACUCAAAGGCUGGAUCUGACAACCCAGUAUCCACACACGCGGACGUCUCCUCCCAAAGGACUCAGGCCCGUGAUGGACCCUUGGCAACCACUUCCGGAGACUUCCGGCACUGCAAGUCCUGCAGCUCACGGAAGCUCACUCGGAGGCUCUCUGAGGAUCUCUUCACCGACCCCAACCAAUCACAAGCCACUUUCACACACUCUAACCAAUCAAAUGCAGGCCUCAUUCAGUUCGACCAACCACAACCUAACACCACAGCUCCAAUUCAGGUACCAAAACACUCAGAAUCACCACAACAUGUCACAGGGAGCAUCCCAGGCACUGUCCCACCUCAGACUGUGUCCAAACCAGGCAGAAGACCAACCGACACCCCCAGGCGAUUUGGUCUCUUCCGCAGGCUCAAAGGGGAGCAGCCCAAACAGGGCAGGGAGAAAGGGGAACCUAAAGUCCCUGUCCCCAAAAUCCUGAUCCAGGACUUUAGUGACGGGACAGGUGAGGGGCGCACGGUCAGGGGGGAGGAAGAGGAGGAGCUGAGCUCCAGAGAGAGGAGGAGGAGACGGAGGGAACAGGAGAGGAGGGAGAAAGAGGAGGAGAAGUUACGGAAGAAGAGGGAGAAGGAGAUGGAAAAAGAGGAGAAAGAGAGAAAGAGGGAGAGGAGGAAGCCUCAGACGAGAGGGAAGAGUUUUCAGGUGCAACACAGCAAUGUCCCCCUCCCCGGAAACAGCGGCUCACAGAUAUUUGGUUCCAAAAGAAACUCUACUCCGUCUAUGGAGACAUACUUUUAACAAGAUAGGAAAGAAAUCGACGUCUAAAAAUAUUUUACAAACCACAAAAAUGACCCAUAAAACAUUUCCUUCAAUUGUAGACUUUUCUGGAAUGUAAAUAAAGCAAUUAGUUUUUCUAA
Oncorhynchus keta (chum salmon) is the source of this 4720-nucleotide messenger RNA. RefSeq names its product mucin-22-like. The transcript is spliced from 10 exons. Lineage: Eukaryota; Metazoa; Chordata; Actinopteri; Salmoniformes; Salmonidae. Bases 177 to 4601 code for a protein of 1474 amino acids. The record is from RefSeq and is a predicted model, not a curated record.